Molecule: messenger RNA, 2062 nt
Organism: Dermacentor albipictus
Lineage: Eukaryota; Metazoa; Arthropoda; Arachnida; Ixodida; Ixodidae
Source: RefSeq, a predicted model, not a curated record
AACUGCCGACUCACUGCCUGUGGGUCGGACAGCCGCCGGAGGCCGUUGUGACGCUGCCCCCUUACGCGCCACAUCGGCAAAGCUGCUCUUAGACAGGUAUGACACCCGCCUACGUGCCUCCUUGAAAGAUAUAUUUUCUUUGACUUUGAUUGUCACAAUCUCUUUUUCUCUUUUCCAGGACGAACAGGCGCGCGAGUAUGCGGCGUGCUCGCCAUCACAGUUGACACAAUGUGGAGUCUUCUGGCAUGUUUCGGAGGAAUGUUCAGUGUCACUACACUUGGCACAUGUCAGCCGGCCUCGACAGUUCUGUGAACUGUGGCCGAACCUUUGGCACUUAAAGCAUCUGAGAGGAUUGGGCACGUAUGGCCUAACACGAAGUUUGAUAUAACCGGCCUCGAUGGACUCGGGGAGGACACUUGAACCGAAAUCUGGAAGGAAGGCGCCUCUGCCGACGCCUCACAGCGGUAGUUCCCCUCGGUGGACAAGUUCACUGAUGAAAUGAACACGUGACCCUCACGAGACCGGGACAUCUGAGGAAGAAAAAAGCAUAUCGUGUCUUCGGCUACUGGAGAUGUCGGCGCCAUCCGCGGCGAUCCACGGCCGUGGCAUGUGGCUCAACUGCAGCUUCGACCUCGAGUCCGACGAGCUGUACUCGGUCAAGUGGUACAAGAACGACACCGAGUUCUACCGGUACAUCCCUCGGGACAGACCGCCCGCGCAGAACUACGACCUUCCGGGUGUGGUGGUUGAUAUGUCCCGCUCACGAGAAGGUCACGUGUUCAUCUCAUCCGUGAAUUUGUCCAGCGAGGGUAACUACCGCUGCGAGGCUUCUGCCGAGGCGCCUUCCUUCCAGACCGUGGUUGGGGAGAAAGAGGUCAAGGUAUUUGUUAUUCCCGAGCGCCCACCCAAGAUCCGAGGCACGCGAGCGAAGUACGAAGUCGGGGAACGUGUUGACGUGUCUUGCAGAGCCCCGUACUCGCUACCUGCUGCCAAGCUUGUCUGGCACGUCAACGACCAAGAGGUUCCGUUCAGCGAUGUGCACGGCCUGGAGACCCUGUAUGACUCUGAAGGGCUGCAGAGUUCAGGAGUCCUCCUGUCAUUCGUCCUGCAGCCUUACCACAUGACUGGCAGCUCGCUGCGCCUCAAGUGUGUCAGCGUCAUCUCUGAGACGUUCCUGACAUCCAGCGAAGAGCUUAUUGUCGGCGACACGGUUCCUUCCAUACCGUAUCCAGAGGCCAGUCCGCAUAGUCCCAGAAUCGACGGUGGUGCGCCAAAGUACCGGGUCAACGACCUUGUGAACCUGACCUGCAGAUCUUCAGAGUACGACCGGCCUCCGGAGUUGAGGUGGUUCAUUAACGACCUAGAGGCCCGUCCUGAGUACCUGGUGAGGCACGAGCUGCAGAGAUACCCGAGGUACGCUGCAUCACUGGGCCUCCGGUUCAGGGUACGGCCCGAACACUUCGAGGAUGAACGCAUGCAUCUGCGCUGCACGGUGACGCUGUCGAAUGUCCUCAAUACCAGCAGCGCGGAGGCGAGCAUCAAAAACAAGCACCGAGCCAUGUCGGGAUUCAGAGCAGCAAGCAAAGACGUAUCCAAUGGAGCAACCUGCGUGUUGGUGCCAUUGCUGUCAAGUCUACUGGUUUUGAUUGUACUGCCGAAGCUGUAGAAAGAGGCGUCAGUCAUCACGCAAAACGCAAGCAACUGGAAAUUCACUGCCUCACCAACAACCCUGCUUUUUAUUCGUCUGAGGACUUGUACGUUCUUCUACGACAGCAUUUCUGACCACUCAGUUGGUGCCAAGGACACUCAUACAAACCUGGCCUGGAGGCGAAGUUUUGGGUCUUGAAGGAUGCUACAGUGGAAAAUCUCGCUAACGUCGGCUGGACAUGCUCUGAGCGCUGUUUUCAUUUACACCUGUGCAACCUUGCGAAUGUUUGGUGUACGUUGUGCUGGUGCCUUUGUUUUUGUGAACCGUCAUAGCACUUGCGUGUUCGUAAACCAGGACAAGAGUGCUGCGUUCAAGACAAGACAACAGUUUUUUUUGUUAUUAAAAGCGUUGAUA